AUGUCGGCGUGUGGUGAUGGCGUUGUAAAUGAAGGAGGCGGAACAGAACAGCUGAAUUGUUCGUCUGAUGCGCAGCAACACGUGGAAAUUACACAAGCCCUCAAGAAUGUGAGGCUGAAAGCUGACGAGCCCAAUUCCAGCGGAAAGCUUGUUCUAAAGACUCCGAAAGGAACGAGGGAUUAUCACCCAUAUCAAAUGAUGCUGCGGCGAAGUAUGCUCGACAAAAUUGUUUCAUGCUUUGAGCGUCAUGGUGCGGAAAAUAUUGAUACACCCGUCUUCGAAUUGAAGGAUGUUCUGACAGGAAAAUACGGCGAAGAUUCAAAAUUGAUUUAUGACCUGGCAGACCAAGGAGGAGAAAUCUUAGCUUUGCGUUAUGACCUCACUGUCCCAUUUGCGAGGUAUCUAGCGAUGGGAAAGAUUUCUAAUAUCAAAAGGUAUCAAAUUGCGAAGGUCUACCGUCGUGACAAUCCUGCCAUGACGCGCGGAAGAUACCGAGAAUUUCUUCAAUGUGAUUUUGACAUUGCAGGUCAAUACGACCCGAUGAUCCCGGACGUUGAAUGUGCGAAAAUAGUGGAUGAAAUUCUGCUUUCUCUGGAUGUCGGAGAAUUCGUGAUAAAAGUCAACCACAGGAAAAUCUUGGAUGGUCUUUUUGAGGCCUGUGGAGUCCCAGUUGAAAAAUUCCGCUCAAUUUGCUCGGCUGUUGACAAGCUAGACAAGUCUCCGUGGCCUGAGGUGAAGGCCGAAAUGAUAAAAGAAAAAGGACUUAGCGAAGAAGUUGCCGAUAAAAUUGGAGAAUACGUUAAACUGAAUGGGAAGGACGAUCUCGUGGAACAGCUUCUCUCCGAUCCGCUGAUAUCAGCCAACAAGGCCGCCAAAGAAGGACUGGAAUCGAUGCGUCUUUUCCUUCGCUAUGCCGAGCUUUACUCCAUUCUGCCGCGUGUUUCUUUCGAUAUGAGCUUGGCACGUGGCCUGGAUUACUACACCGGAAUAAUUUUUGAGUCCGUAUUAACAGGAAUCCAAAAUCUCCCGAAGGAAGAAGUGUCUGGAAAGAAGAAGAAAAAGCCGCCAACAAAAACUAACGAAGGCGAUGAUGAUGGUUCCCUUGGGAUCGGAAGUGUAGCAGGUGGUGGCCGUUAUGAUAAUCUCGUCGGAAUGUUCGAUGCGAAAGGCAAGAGUGUUCCUUGCGUCGGAGUUAGCAUCGGCGUCGAACGUUUGUUCUCGAUUUUGGAGGCAAAAGCUAUCGCAGAACAGCGAUCUUUGCGAACAAGUGCGACGGAAGUGUAUGUUGCGAGUGCACAGAAAGGAUUGCUAGAGGAGAGGAUGAAGCUGUGCCAGCUUUUGUGGGAAAAUAACGUGAAGGCUGAGCAAUCCUACAAAGGAAAUCCAAAGCUCUUGGCUCAGCUGCAGUUUUGCGAGGAACGCUGCAUCCCGUUGGCAAUCGUUCUUGGAGAAUCGGAGAUUCAGCAAGGUGUAGUGAAGCUUCGGGAUGUCGUUUCCCGCUCGGAGAAGACAAUCAAGAGAGACGGCUUGAUUGAUGAAAUCAAAAAUAUUUUACGAACGCGUGCACAAGAUUCGUCCUCGUGAAAUGUUUUUCUGAUGACCGCAGCUUUCUCGUGGUUGAACAUGAUUAUAACGUUUAAGCUUUGGAUUGAAUCUGAUGAAUUUCAAGUGUGAAAUUUCUCAAUUCACUACCGCGAUUCAAAUUCCAGCAGACUAUUCGCAACUUCCAUGAACGACACAUUUUCCAACAAUCGCAUUGAAACCUGGAUUUGCGGUUGAUCAUGCAUUUAGAGAAAUUUUCACCGUAACUGAAAAUAUUCCCAGUCUAAACUCGCGAUUAUCUUCCAAAAGAUUUCGGUUUUUGUAAAGAUACAUGCUUCAUUUCCAUUUAAAAAAGUCCCAUUACUUAAAUGUACAUUGAUUGAGAAGGAAAUCCCUUUGGUGUGCAGCACUACUUUUUCGUUCAUAUGAUGGACGUCGUCCUGAAAAGCCAAAGAUUCUUUAUUCACCUUGGUACAUCUUGAGUACCGUUAUGUGAUUUUAUCGUUGAUCCGCGAAGUUGUGCGGAUAAAAUGGAGGAAGCAUAGUUCAUUGAAGUCUGAAAA
This is a messenger RNA of Notodromas monacha, 2105 nucleotides long. NCBI's taxonomy places the organism in Eukaryota, Metazoa, Arthropoda, Ostracoda, Podocopida, Cyprididae. The record is from the annotation of a GenBank genome assembly.